Penicillium cosmopolitanum is the source of this 2418-nucleotide messenger RNA. RefSeq lists its product as uncharacterized. NCBI's taxonomy places the organism in Eukaryota, Fungi, Ascomycota, Eurotiomycetes, Eurotiales, Aspergillaceae. The coding region runs from base 1 to 2418 and encodes 805 amino acids. The transcript is spliced from 2 exons. The record is from RefSeq and is a predicted model, not a curated record.
AUGGUGAAUAUGAGAACUUCCAUCGUUUGGUUGUCACUUUUAGCGACCAGGGCUACUGCACUAUCUACAUCUUCAAGUUACGAUGAAAUACCCACCGUUAUUCCCGUCACCCCAGCGACAACUCCAGGGCCUGUGGCCCGAGGGGUAUUAGUGCCCGAGGCUGUGACUGUGACUGUGACUAUAGGAGUGACCAUCGGUGUUGGGGCUGGUCAGAUUCAUACCAUCACGAACACCGUGACAAAUAUCAUCACAAACACCAUAACGUGCACUGUCAUAGAUAAAGUUACAGAUACGAUCACAAAUACCAUCACGAAUAUUCAGACCGACACAGUGACAGAAACUAUUACCAACCCCGGAAGCGCGACUAAGACUGAGACUGUCACAGAAACCACUACCAGGACUGUAAGUGAUGAGGCAAGUGCUACAGUUACACAGACUAUCACCAAUACUAUUACGGACUCUGCAACGGAGACUAUCACUCAAACAGUGAGCGGUACAGGAGGCACAACGGUGACAGAGACUAUAAGUGCCCCUGCAACCACAGAGACUAUCACUCAAACACUGAGCGGUACAGGAGGUACAACAGUGACGGAGACUAUAAGUGCCCCUGCAACCACAGUAACAGAUGUUUCUUCAACAACAAUAACAGUCGGUCGGUCAACGACCACAAUUAUCACGACAUCAACAGUCAACGCAGGUGAAUCCACAGUCACUCUACCUGGGUCAACCGUCACAGUUUCAGGGACAACCGUAGCUCUAGCUGGAUCAACUGUCACCGCCCCAGGAACAACAGUGGCAAGGCCUACAAUUGUGAUAACUGAAACCGCCCCAAGGACUGUAUCAACAAUUCCUGCAUCUACAAUUACAACGGUCCUUACUAUCCCUGCUAGCACCGUGACAUUGCAAGGGGGUACCAGUAUUAUUUCAGGCUCAAGUACAACUACAGUCAUCACACAACCUCCUAGCACAGUAACCCUUCCAGCAACCAUCAGAACAGUCCCCGUGACAGUCACCAGUGUUGAGUCCGGGUCGGGACGUACGGAGACACAAAGUUCAGGAAGCACCGUGACUCUUAGCGUGUCAGUUUGCUCGACACUAACUAUCAACCCGACCUAUACACCUCCUUCGAGGCUACCAGCAGACUACACUUGGGGUUGCCCACCGGGCUUCCUUUGUUCCCCAUCUCACACCGGUAGCAGGGCUGGGUGCAAUGUCGAAGCUGGACUUCCUGCUGAAGGCUACAUUUGUGCCCCAUCUGAUUGUAUUUCAGCCCCGCCUUUGAUAUUCAACCAAUCCUGGGCAUCUGAUACAAAUGGCCACCGUUUCAAUUUCUCUCGAGAUUAUUACAACCUGAACCCAGAGGAAUUCGGUCUGAAGUAUGAUAUCUUCCAAACAGGAGAAGAGCACAAUGCGACACAGAAUAAACGAGACAUCCUGCCCUCGCAGGGCGUUUCAUCGGGCGUAUUUUUGGGCUCUGUAGAGCGCAGAGAUAUAUCAGACAUCCCGGGCGUAUGCUAUAACGAUUGCAAUGAUGCCGCACUAGAGCAACAAGCCACUGGAAAAAAGCCAGAGCUAUGUCAAACUGAUUCUGUUUAUCUACUGGAUAUUGGAAAUUGCAAGACGUGUAUCGGCCAUUAUGCGAGCUCCUCGUCAGAUGCAUUCUCGUCAUUGCUACCAUCGUUUGCUCAAUUCCUGAAUUAUUGCUCUGACCUGACGACGACAUCAACGACUUCGACCAGCGCAGUUGAGACAAGCCACACUGAUAAUGGUGACACAACAACGUCGACAACAUCAACCAGUGCAGUCCAAACAAGCCCCACCGAGAGUAUUGCCACAACAACAUCGAACAGUGAAGUGACAGAAUCAAUGACGCACAGCACCACUAGUAGGAAAUCAAGCACAUUCGCAAGUUAUUCAUCUGAGAUGACGGCCUCGACGACAAUCACUGGUAUAACAACAAUCACUGGCUCAGUGGCGGGUACAGAAUCAGACAGCACCAGUAGACCAGCUAGCAGCACCGACUCAUUGAUAAUCACAGGCUCAACAAUGAUUGUCGGUUCAACCACAAUAAUCGGCCCUACAACGAUUAUCGGGUCAGUGACCACCGAGAACUCAAAUCACUCAGGUGUGUCUAUUACACAUGGAGGUACUGGGCAAAGCGGCACAAAGUCGAGUUCCACGAUUAUAGAGUGCAAGACGACCAUCAUUGGGCCUAUGGACGAGAGCCAGUCUACAGUGACGAUGACUCAAACAAGUGAUGACCCAAACGAAACAUCCACAUCAACCCUUGGAAGUUCCACCAAUGAUCAAAACAAUCUUACCACAACUACAUCGCUGAAUGUUGCACGCGGUAGGACGGAGAUUUCGAAUGGAUCUCUGUUGGGUCUGUUUCUGACUGUUGUGGCACAUUUGCUUUGA